GACAGUAUGGCGGACAACGAGAGUGAUUUAGAAACAGACGGGCUUGAAUUAGCCCUGGACACACUGUGUAGUAGACACUGCAGCGACGAGUUGUCUCUGAAGAGCAAGGAAUAUUGCUCUGAGUUCUGUGGGCUAGUUGAGGAGUACACAGGGCAAUGGCACGUUCCUCUGCCUCAGCUGAAGGUGCUGCGGACUGCACUCUGUAAUUUCACCAAAGCCACUGCUGCCUUCCCCGACGACUGUCAACACAUCCACUAUGUUCUCAGCAGUAUGGCCCUGAGCUUUUUCGAAUUGAUGCUGUUUUUCAGCAAGGAGGAAUUUCUGGAGGAACCUUUAAAAGACAUCCUUGAUUCUUUUCAGGCAUGCCACUCCCGACUCCUGAGGCACAGGAACAUCUACCUUCACCAUGUAAAGCAGAUUAUGAAAGCAGGAGGCCCAUGGGAGAGUCCAGUUUUGCAAGGAAUCUUGAAGGAGGAAGACUUGCCUCCUAAUGAAGUUGAGGACUACUUGAGCUCAGAAUUGCCAGUAUUCUUGGAGCUGCGGGUUCGAUAUCUGCAGGCCUGUGAACGAAUAAAGGAGGCAAUGGCCCUGUCUAAAAGCUGCCUGGAAAACCGUGAGGCUGGAAAGCAUCUGUUCUUCCAUCAGGCCUACCUGACCUGCCUCUACAAGGCCUCGCUGCAUGAAAACCUUCACAAGAAGAUGGCAGAGAUUGACGGCCGUGACGCAGUGGAGAUUAUCUGCAACACAGAGAGUGUUGAAAAAGAUGAGCUUUUAUUGUCGCUGUGUAAAGCCUUUCUUACCCAGCAGCUACACAAUGGAGACAUGUAUUACAUUUGGGACCUGGUGUUCAUCUGGAGCAGGUUGUAUCUAAGGGCCCAUCCCUCCAGACAAGGUUUCUUGGCUGAGUGCUUGCAGCUGGCUUCCUCUGCUACCAAUGUCAGAGCCAUCUUCCCCUUCAUCAAACUGGUCACUACAGAGCUGGGUGGUGAAGGAGUCCAGGUCUGUGUGGAGCUUUGUGCCCAGGCGUUGCAGCUGUGUGACAUCAAGGCUGACUCUGUAACCCAGUCACUGGUCUGCAAGACCAUCGCCUUCCUGCUCCCUCAUGACCUGGAGAUCUGUCGAGCGUGUGCCCUGCUCGUCUUCUGCCAGGAACGAAGUCUGGAGGCAUACCGAACGGUCUGUCUGCUCUACAUGCACCCUGACCAGGAGCCGCAUCCCCACAACAGCCCUGUCCGGACAUGUGUUCGAUUUCAUAUCCUGCAGAUGCUCAAGGAGCGCCUGUGUUUUGACCCUGAAUUUUGGAACCUCCUCACCAUCAGGACCCGCUGCUUAGAGUUGAUAAGUGACAAUGUCAUGAAAGCUGCUGUUCUCAGUGAGAUGAAAGAGGAAGAAGAGAAGGAAUACAGAGAAGAACUGUUAACAAAUAAUUGUGUAACUGACUCUUGCGCGCAUACAUGCCAUUGCACUGGAGUUGCAUUUGUGAACCAAGACCUUCCAGAAGAGGAAAUGACAGAUGAAGAGGCGAGAAAGCAUACCGUUGAACUGCCACUGACUAGCAGGAGAUGGAGGAGAAGGCUGAGAAGGAGACAACUACCCAUGUCUGAUGAUGAGGUGGAUCUCAGUGACGAUCCAGAGUUCAAAUACAAUGUCAAAUCCACUUCAAAGGGUAAAAAGCCAGUAUACUCACUAAGACGCAAUCACACUAACAAGGAAAAUUCUGCCUCUGCAAAGCUCCCUAUAAACCGCAAGAGAGAAUACUUAUCUAGAUGCGUUAAGAGCCAAAUUUUGAAAAGAAAAGGUCGGAAGAAAAGGUGGCUGCAGGGUCUUCCGAGGCUGGAACCUGUGCCGGCGGUUAAAGAGAAAAAUGGCAAAGUCAGAGGGAGAAAACCGGGAUGGAAGCUUUUACCAAAACUGGAACUCUCUUACCCUGACAAUGAGAUGCCCUAUGCUGAAGAGGAGUCAGGUUUUGUGGACAAAAUAGACACAGAAGACCGAGAUCAGGAGAUGCCUCACUUGGAGUGCGAACUUAACAUCGACAGCGAAAAGAAAGAAACCAAACUUGAGCAAAUGAAUGAACUUGAGAGAGAACAUGCCCACAUGGUCUGUGGAAGUAGUCUUGGUGACGAAACCCAAGAGGAAUCCGUAACGCAGCUAGGACCCAAGCUUUGUGAUGGUCCUAGUGAUGGUCAAUGUGCAUUUCCUGCAGUUGAAGCGAAUCCUGAGCUUGACGGUCCAUCGUUAGAGUUGUUGGAGUGUCCAGUAGAACAGUGGCACAGUUACACCCUUAAGUCCAAAGCGCUCGACAGUGAAAAACUGCAACCUUCAGAAUCUGAGGAACUUAAUGGCAACACAGAAGAGGAGGAUCAACCAACAGAUGAAACAAAAGUCUUAAAAACUGAGGUGAAAGCCAAGAGCACAUGGAGGGAAAGAGUGCUCCGUACUCAACAGUAUGGCCAUUUGGAGUACCACUGCAACGUCUGCCACAAAGUCUACAAGGGCUUGAAUGUUAUGAGGCACGCUCUGUCACAUCUCAAGUCUAAAAAACUACGAUGUAUACUUUGUGGAAAACGCUUUAAACAGCUCUCAUUCGCCAAAAAGCAUGUGUUGGAACACAUUGAGACGAUGUGCAAAGAGAAGCCCCCUGAUAAGAACCCGGACACUCCAGCUGCUAAUGGAAUUGUAGAUAAGGGGGAAGGUCAGUGCCCGACUCCUGAACAAAAACGGGGAGGAAAACCUAAAGUGUCGACGCUCGGGAGGGAAGAACGCAUCAUCAGGAACCUCCGCACACUCAUCAAAAAGACGUCCGUGCUUCACACUAAAUGCAAAAAACCUGACUCUAACAUAUUCAGGCAGGUACACUUCAAGGAUGAGCAGGUGGUCAUUAAGGACGGACUGGUGGUUGUGAGCCAUCCGUCUUUGGUGGCGAAGGAAGAAAAAGUGGAGGGGGCGGAGACGCCGGCAGGAGAAAACGGCUUCAGUUUGGAGAUCACGUAUCACCUGUGCCCGUCGGAGUCCUGUGAUAGGGUGUUCCUGAAGCUCAGCAGCACGCUGAUGAAGCAUGCUAUCAAAUGCCACAUUAACGAAGAGAAUGUGCUGGAGAAGACUUUUGUUUGGUCGAAGCAUAAAUGCACCCUCUGCCUCAGGCAGAUCCAGUCUCUCCAGCAUUACAAGGAACACAUGAAGCUCCACAGCUCUCCACUCCCGCACUUCUGCUACCACAUGGAGUGUAAUCAGCGCUUCCUGACACAGCUGGAAUUAAAGGAGCACAUCAAUACCCACAAGCCCUUCAGACCUCAGUGUCCGUUCACAGAGUGUGAGAAGCUUUUCUCGAGCCUUCUGGGUCUUUAUGACCACGAAUGGAGACAUUACAUCCCAGUACCUCAGAGAGAGGAGCCGGAGUCGGGGUCCAGCAGACAGACGGAGCAAAGCACUGAAGCGCCCUGGAAGCAGAGAGUGAAGGUUGAAGAGAUGUGGCUGCAGAAUAAGAAGGCGCAGAGGGAGAGUCCCACUCCUGAAGCUUCCAGUUUUGAGGAUGUCAAGGCAAAAAUUCAAACUGACGAUCAGCAAUGUACAGACGAUAUUCACAAUUGUCCAGAGAAUCUCAGCUGUGAGCACACGGACGGCGUCAAACCCACCAUCAAUGGCUACGAGGAUGGGAUAAUAAACGCGUCGGAGAGAUCGCAAACUGACGGAGGUGCAACCGCACAAAGCAAGAGGAGUCGGAAAAAACCAGGCAUCAAGUUGGACCCGUUAAAUGUCAAAGAUCUCGAGGACAUGGCCACUAUAUCUGAGGGAGUUCAGCAGAAACUGGAAGAGCCGCACAUUACUGAGCAUAAAACCUUCAAGCCCGAAGAUCCCGCCUACGCAACUUUCGUCAAAGCCCCCUUCAUCCGGCCGCCACCCUCCACUUACCUGGAUGAAUCUUUGCUCUCCAUGCGGAAGAGGAGGUCCACUGAUGAGGCCGCCCCCAAGAAAGCUGUUAAUUGGAAUCAUAAGAAAAACAAAGACUCGGCCUCAGAAAGGGAGCAGGACAACGACGUGGCUCCCGAGCACAAAGUGAGGCAACGCUGUGACAAAUGUCUUUCUUCCUUCAGCAGCUUAGAGGAGUUGCAGAAACACCGAACCCUUAACACUUGCUCUGCUCUCUUUGGCUUCGAUUCGGAUGAUGAAAGCUAGCCGUGAAAUGGAGCUGCAACUGGAAUAGUUCUCUGCCACCGUCUCUGCACCUGCUUCCCAAAGGAGCGCUGGAACCCUUUAUUAACACUAUUACGACUGAAUAUGAAGGUGGGGUGUGUGCCAAAAUAUGUAAUUGGAUAAUAAGUCAUAGUCUUUUGAAGCAAUAAUUUUGACACCUAUAGAUCGGUUUCGACCUAUGUUCAUCUACAUUAGAAUGUCAUAAAUCUGUAUUGAGGUCAAAAUAACUUCCAUAGAAUUACAAUUGGUGUAAGCUGUUUACAAACGCUCAGUUACAUGCAGCCUUAAAACAACUUGUGGGCACAGUACUCCUAUUUUUAGGGGUCAUUAAUUUAGCUCAAUUCACAAAGAAUUCAGAGUUUUAUGUUACACUUUUUUUCAUGAGAUGGCCCCUCUUUUUUUUUUUUGUUGUUUUUGUUUUGCACAGUGGACAUUUGGACAGCUGGUUAAUAAUAAUUGUUAUUCUAAGUUCAUCCUCCUGUUCACGUCUGCGGGAUGCAGCUGCAAUGUUAUCAGUAGAACUACUAGUGUAUAGCAGGUGGAUAAUGCUGUAAAGAUUAAAUAAAUACAAAAUGCGGUCUACUGGGAGGAGGCUUGGUUGUACAGCCUCACAGCUGGAAGGAAGGAGCUGGGGUGAUGCUCCUUCAGUCAGCUGCUAAAGGUGCUGCCCAGCGCUGUUAUAGCGCCAUGGAGAAGUUGGGACUGGUUGAUUUUCGAUCAUGGAUGACAGCUUUGCUUCCAUCCUCCGAUCACCUACCAAGUCUGUUCAGACUCUUUUCGUCGAAGUAUUCACUGAAAUAAUUGAUUUCAGGUGUUCCAGUCACUCCCUAGCUCCGUGAAUUCCAGCAUGUUACUAUCACGGGCAACAAAAUUUUAUCACUAUUAAAUAUUCCACAGUCAACUGUCAGUCAGUGCGUUUACAUGCACGUGAAAAGACUGAAUAAUGGCCUUAAUCGGACUCUAGCAGGACAACUUAAGUGCAUGUAAACACGUUAUUCCGAUUGGAAAAUUGGAGUUCUCUUUAUCCGAUUAAGACACCCAGAUAAUGCGAUUGGAAUUCGGAACAAAUACAUUGAAGAAAGGUGAUCGCAGAAGAAGACGGUAAACAUAGCCGGUAGUAGAACCAUCUGAGGGAUAGCGCAGAUCUUACCUGCACCAUAAGUAGCGGUCACAUUACGCAGGAGAUUAAAAGAGCUGAACUAUUAUCCGUUGAGUUGUUGUUUGAAAUGCCGGUCUGCCGCAUGAACG
Molecule: messenger RNA, 5442 nt
Organism: Mugil cephalus (flathead mullet)
Lineage: Eukaryota; Metazoa; Chordata; Actinopteri; Mugiliformes; Mugilidae
Product: zinc finger protein 654-like
Exons: 12
Coding region: 7-4176 (1389 amino acids)
Biological process (GO): regulation of transcription by RNA polymerase II
Cellular component (GO): nucleus
Molecular function (GO): DNA binding; DNA-binding transcription factor activity, RNA polymerase II-specific
Source: RefSeq, a predicted model, not a curated record